AUGCAGGUAAAUAAGCGUGUCAGCGUGCUCUUUGAAAAUGCUGACGAUAUUUCCGCACGGUUCGAGAGAACCGAUACACAUGUCACGGUGGAGGCCCCUAAUGAUGCCGUGGUACAGACAAGGUGGCAGUUUGUCGGAACUGAGAUUGACGUCCCGGAAAAUGUCACAGAAAGAGUGACAUGGGCCCACAACGAUAGGAAAUUCAACGUUUUGCACCCUUACAUAAACGCAGGCUUUAAUUUUUACACGACCAACGUGUCGAGAGGCUUUGGCCGGGGGAAACCGCUUAGCAGCACUCCAAAAUACAGCUUGCUGCACUUGGAUGAUUCAGAGAUUGUUGAUGUGCAGUCAUAUUUGCCCUCCCAGAUAGACUACAACUCAUUCUUGCACUGGCGUUUGGACGACUGCCAAUAUGACAUUGCCGUCAGGGGUGGACUUGUUGAGGUUAAUGAAUUCUGUCCCCUGCUAAAAAACUCCGCUGCAACUUUCCGUAAAGAAACAGGUGUCGAAAAUAUGGAACUGGGCCUUUUCUACGUGGACUCACAAGAUUCGGUCGACAUCAACUUGUCUGGAAUAAGAUGCGGAUGGACCAGCGACGCUAAAGUGGAGAGGUGCUUGAAAACAACCUUGUUUUAUAACCCUGCAUACAUCUACAAUAGCACAAACGGGACGAGUCCAAUUUCUUUGCAGGAACCAGUAGGGUUGCACCCAAAAGUUCAAAUCGACCUAACGUCUUACGAACCAGUUGAUAAGUGCGAGUACUACGUUUUUUUACAGUUGCCCGUUGAGAUCUUUGUCGACAAGUUUCAGUCCGACCCAAUGUUUGUCUUCGGCGAGCAUGACCUAGAAUUGCCUGCUUAUAAGCUCGAAGAUAAAUCGUGGGGGUCAGAAACUCUCUACAGUUUGAAACCAGGAGAGUUGAAUGAGAUCACUUUGCACUCGAGAUACGUUGCACCCGCGUCAAUUGCCUCAUAUGCAAAUGCGUCGUUCACCCCAGAAGUGUUUCGUGCGUGUGACACGGACUCUGACACGGUUGUGCAAAACCCUUUUUACACGAAGGGCCUGGGACUUGAAUCGUUCUUUACUCCAAAUACAAACUUCGCCUUUCAAAAUUCAACAACAUUAACCGUAAAUAUCCCAAGACCUGGGUUGGAAUCCUACCAGACAGUACAAUACAGCAGUAUGGCAAUAAUUGUCUUUGGCCUAAUCUACUUGUUGAGCAAGAUGUUUUUCAGCAAACCGCAACAAACGACAGCUAGCAAAAGUAAGAAAAUCAAUUAG
Molecule: messenger RNA, 1281 nt
Organism: Huiozyma naganishii CBS 8797
Lineage: Eukaryota; Fungi; Ascomycota; Saccharomycetes; Saccharomycetales; Saccharomycetaceae
Gene: PBN1
Product: Pbn1p
Exons: 1
Coding region: 1-1281 (426 amino acids)
Biological process (GO): protein processing; GPI anchor biosynthetic process
Cellular component (GO): glycosylphosphatidylinositol-mannosyltransferase I complex; endoplasmic reticulum membrane
Molecular function (GO): mannosyltransferase activity
Source: RefSeq, a predicted model, not a curated record